UGUUCUUUCCCAUUUGUUAAACCUGAUGAUCUGGUGAUAUAUUGAUACAUAACAAACUGCCUGAAAACAGUUGCUUACCCUAGCAAUCAUUUUAUUAUACUUCACAAUUUUGUGGAUCAGAAAUUGGAGCAGGACUGAGCUUGCAAGGAUGACUCUACUGUUGAUAUUGAUAAAAAUCAAUUGGUGGUGUUCAUAUGGCAGAUGGGCUGGUUUAGUGAGUCUAAAACAAUCGUCUGUGUGUCAGACACUUGGACAGGGAUGACUGACUGAAAGGCUGGGCUCAGCUGGGGCUGUCAACCAAACUGCCCACGUGUGGCCUCUCUAGCAUGGCCGUCUCCAAGUUGAUAGACUUGGAUGGAAGCUCAGGGCUCCCAGAGAUUGUUCCAGGAUUCCCAGACAGGCAGUGUAAGCCCUAUGACCUAACCUUGGAAGUUCUAGAAUGUCGCUAAUGCUAUGUUUUAUCAGUUAAGCAAGUCACAGAGGAUUUAAGAGGGAGUGAAUUGGACUUCAGCCAUCAUUGGGAAGAGUGUUUUGUAAUAUUCCUGGUAUAUUAUACAGCAAAUUUGGCUGCACGAGGACAAAGGAAGGUUGAAAGUUAAUCAUUGGAGACAACUUUGGACCCUUCUCAUCCCAGGGAUGGCAGCCGAGGAAGAUGCUAAGGACUUCCCUGUUGUCCAGUGGCGAGGACUCUGCGCUUUCUCUGCAGAAGGUGAGGGUUCUAUCCCUGCGGGGAAACUAGGGCCCCAAAAGCAGAACAGUGUGGCCAAAAACCAGAGGUGCUAGGCUAAUUUGGGCUGCUGUUUGGAAACGUGGUUAUCAUUCAGUCAUCACAUAGUCAACAUUACCAGCAGACAAAAACGGAAUCCUUCUUUAGUUCAUUGCAUUAUGGAUCCAAGCCUUUUGAGAGAACGGGAGCUGUUCAAAAAACGAGCUCUUUCCACUCCUGUAGUCGAAAAACGUUCUGUGUCUUCUGAGGCGUCAUCAUCAAAGAAGAAAAAAGCAAAGCUAGAACAUGGAGGAUCAUCGGGCUCUAAACAAAAUUCUGAUCAUAGCAAUGGAUCAUUUAAUUUGAAAGCUCUAUCAGGAAGCUCUGGAUAUAAGUUUGGUGUUCUAGCUAAGAUUGUGAAUUACAUGAAGACACGGCAUCAGCGAGGAGAUACACAUCCUCUUACUUUAGAAGAAAUUUUGGAUGAAACGCAACAUUUAGAUAUUGGACUCAAACAGAAGCAGUGGCUAAUGAGUGAGGCACUAGUCAAUAAUCCCAAAAUUGAAGUAGUAGAUGGAAAGUAUGCCUUUAAGCCCAAGUACAACUUGAAAGAUAAGAAGGCUCUACUUAGGCUCUUAGAUCAACAUGACCAGCGCGGCUUAGGAGGAAUUCUUUUAGAAGACAUCGAGGAAGGACUGCCCAAUUCCCAGAAAGCUGUCAAGGCUUUAGGGGACCAGAUAUUAUUUGUAAACCGUCCUGAUAAGAAGAAAAUUCUUUUCUUCAAUGAUAAGAGCUGUCAGUUUUCUGUGGAUGAAGAGUUUCAGAAACUGUGGAGGAGUGUCACCGUGGAUUCAAUGGACGAGGAGAAAAUUGAAGAGUAUCUGAAGCGACAGGGAAUUUCUUCCAUGCAGGACUCCGGACCAAAGAAGGUGGCCCCGGUCCAGAGGAGGAAAAAGCCCGCCUCGCAGAAGAGGCGGCGGUUCAAGGCGCACAACGAGCACCUGGCCGGGCUGCUGAAGGACUACUCGGACCUGGCGCCCGGCAAGCAGUGAGCGCCCGGGGUUCCACGUCGAGCGCUUCCCCGGCGGCGCUGGCGUCUGCGGGCUGACCGUCUUCCUGUCCUCCUGCCCAGGGCCGACGAGAGGAGCAGUUCGGGCUACGGAGCUAGGGCACAUUACCAAACUCGAAGCUCGUUUUCCUUAACGGGCUAAUGAGAACGGUGCCGUCCCCUGUGACCCUCCGUCACUGCUCGGGGGAGCGGCGCUCAGCAUGGCGUGCAGGCAUCUUUGCUAUUUAUCGCUACUUCUGAGUGGCUCCUGUUCCAUUUUCCCCUCUUUUAUCACUUUAGAACAAGUUUGCUGGUAGUCUUGAAUGCAAUAUUUGUUUAUUCCAAAAGAUCAUAUUUAUAAUAAAACCAUUGUAGAAGGAGCUCUAA
This is a messenger RNA of Odocoileus virginianus texanus, 2141 nucleotides long. The record is from RefSeq and is a predicted model, not a curated record. Lineage: Eukaryota; Metazoa; Chordata; Mammalia; Artiodactyla; Cervidae.